Passer montanus (Eurasian tree sparrow) is the source of this 2234-nucleotide messenger RNA. RefSeq names its product rho guanine nucleotide exchange factor 10-like protein. Lineage: Eukaryota; Metazoa; Chordata; Aves; Passeriformes; Passeridae. The record is from RefSeq and is a predicted model, not a curated record. Gene Ontology annotation, cellular component: cytosol. The transcript is spliced from 20 exons. The annotation marks the transcript as partial. Gene Ontology annotation, molecular function: guanyl-nucleotide exchange factor activity. Gene Ontology annotation, biological process: positive regulation of stress fiber assembly; SREBP signaling pathway; actin cytoskeleton organization.
AAGGCGAUGAUUCCCAGAUCCCGGCAUCCCUCGCUCCGCUGGCAGCGGCUCCGGGCCGGGCCCGGCGCUCCCGCCGCCCUCGGGCAUUGCGGGCCCAGCCCCGGAGAGCCCCGCGGACCCCGGCAUCCCCGGGCGGCGCAUCCCGCCGGGAUCGGCCCUUCCCGGCCCGCGGCCCAUGCGGACACCGAGCGGCGGCCGCGGCCUGCCCAGGAACGCCCCUGGAGCAGCUGAGCCCCCCCCGCCAUGGCCUCGCCCCCCCCGCCUGCAGUAGGAUCUCCCCCGGAUCCCCCCAGCCCCGCGGGGAUGGAGGAGCUGGGCCAGGCCUUCGACUUCGAGGACAGCGAGGAGGAGGAGGAGGAGGAGGGGGAGGACGAGGACUCGGAUUCGGGAGCUGAUCCCGGAGUUGAUCCCAGAGCCGAUCCCGGUGCUGACAUCGCUCUCCAGGCGCCCCCGCGCCGGCGGCGCCCGCCCAGCUCCGAAGGGCUGGAGCCAGAGACCAAGGAAGGGAUCCCAGCACAGGUGAGCAACGGCGAGGCCGGAGGAGAUUCCCAGAUCCGGACCCGCACCUGGAAGAGGGAGAGCAUCUGCCGAGGGGAGCGUUUCUCCUUCCCGGAGGUGGAGGACGAGGUCAUCUACGACGACGUUCCCUGCGAGGGCCUGGAUGUGGAGCAGGACGGCGCGGGGCUGAUCUACGCCGAGGUGCAGCGCGGGGAGGGGACGCGCCUGGGGCAGGACCUGGGCUGGAGCUCCAGCGAGUUCGAGAGCUACAGCGAGGGCGAGUCCGGAGAGGAAUCCCGGCCGGAAUCCCGGCGGGACGCGGAGCCGGCCAAGCUCCGCGCGGCGUUCCAGCCCAAGGUGUCGCAGCUGAUGCGGGCGGCGCGCAGCGGCACCAAGGACGGGCUGGAGCGCACGCGCAUGGCCGUGCUGCGCAGGGUCACCUUCCUGCAGCGCCGCGACGGCCCAGGGGAUGGGGAGCGCAGGAGGAGCGCGGCCGAGGCGGAGAAGCCGCCGCGCUCCCGCCGGAGCUCCCGGGUUUCCCUGGAGCAGCCCGGGGCAGGGGACUCGGAGGAGGAGGACACCGGCUUCCUGGAGGUCACCGUGUCCGACAUGAGGCACCCCCCGCCCGAGCUGGGCCCCGCGCCCGAGGGGCUGAGCCCGCAGCAGGUGCUCCGGCGGCACAUCCUGGGCUCCAUCGUGCAGAGCGAGCGCAGCUACGUGGACUCCCUGAAGCGCAUCCUGCAGGAUUACCGGAACCCGCUGCUGGAGAUGGAGCCCAAGGUGCUGAGCGCCCGCAAGUGCCAGGUGGUGUUCUUCCGGCUGAAGGAGAUCCUGCAGUGCCACUCCAUGUUCCAGAUCGCCCUGGCCUCGCGCGUGGCCGAGUGGGACUCCAACGAGAAGAUCGGGGACCUCUUCGUGGCCUCGUUCUCCAAGUCCAUGGUGCUGGACGUCUACAGCGACUACGUCAACAACUUCACCACGGCCAUGUCCCUGAUCAAGAAGGCCUGUCUGACCAAACCUGCCUUCCUGGACUUCCUCAAGAAGCGGCAGAUGGCCAGCGCUGACCGCGUCACGCUCUACGGGCUGAUGGUGAAGCCCAUCCAGAGGUUCCCUCAGUUCAUCCUCCUCCUGCAGGACAUGCUGAAGAACACCCCGCGCGGCCACGCCGACCGCCUGUCCCUGCAGCUGGCGCUGACCGAGCUGGAGACGCUGGCCGAGAAACUCAACGAGCAGAAGCGCUUGGCCGACCAGGUGGCCGAGAUGCAGCAGCUCAGCAAGAGCAUCAGCGACCGCAGCAGCUUCAACAAGCUGCUGAGCUCGGGGCAGCGGCAGCUGCUGCUCUGCGAGACGCUGACCGAGACGGUGUACGGCGACCGCGGGCAGCUGCUCAAGUCCAAGGAGAGGAAGGUGUUCCUGCUCAGCGACCUCCUGGUCUGCGCCAACGUCAACUUCAAGCCAGUGCCUGCAGGAGGCCAGCUGGAAAUCAGCAGCCUCACAUUUUGGGGUUCCCGUAUGGUAGGCCAGCUGGAAAUCAGCAGCCUGGUGCCCCUGGGCCCCAAGUACGUGCUGAAGUGGAGCACGGCCCUCCCGCAGGUGCAGGUGGUGGAGAACCUGAACAUGACGGUGGCGCAGGACUGGUGCCUGGCCCUGCAGAGGAUGAUGAAGGUCAAGGAGGAGGAGAUCCACUCGGCCAACAAGUGCCGCCUGCGGCUGCUGCUGCCCGGGAAACCGGACAA